GUUUCCAUGAGAUUAGCAGUAGAACUCUGGCAGCAUGCAAGAAUAAAUUUAUCAGUGGAAAACAGAGCAUUCUGCUUUGAUUAAUGCAUUUAAAGAUGACCUAUUAAUUUUGCAAUAUGUUCCAAGAAUAGCAAUAAUAGUAAGAAAAGGAUGGCUGGUUGUGGUGAACUUGAUCACUCAAUCAAUAUGCUUCCAACAAACAAGAAGACAAAUGAAUCAUGUUCAAAUGCAGCACCAUCUCUUAUGGUUCCUGAAUGUGCUAUCUGCCUGCAAACAUGUGUCCACCCCGUGAGUCUGCCCUGUAAACACGUCUUCUGCUAUCUGUGUGUAAAAGGAGCUUCCUGGUUGGGAAAGCGGUGUGCGCUCUGCCGGCAGGAGAUUCCAGAGGACUUUCUUGAUAAGCCAACUUUGCUGUCACCUGAGGAACUCAAAGCAGCCAGUAGAGGCAAUGGGGAAUAUGCUUGGUACUAUGAAGGCAGAAAUGGCUGGUGGCAAUAUGAUGAACGUACCAGUAGGGAGUUGGAAGAUGCAUUUUCUAAAGGUAAAAAGAGCACUGAAAUGUUAAUUGCUGGUUUCUUAUAUGUGGCAGAUCUUGAGAACAUGGUUCAGUAUAGGAGAAAUGAGCAUGGACGUCGCAGGAAAAUAAAACGGGACAUAAUAGAUAUUCCAAAGAAGGGGGUGGCUGGGCUUAGGUUGGACUGUGACUCUAAUGCUAUCAAUCUAGCAAGAGAGAGCUCUGCAGAUGGUGCAGACAGUAUACCACCACUAGGUGCUGCUGCUGGGCAGCCUGUAGCAACUGUUAGACCCCUUCCUAUACUAGAUGGUCAGCGGACAAGUCCUGCAACGCCAUCACCUGAUGAAAGUACUCUAGAGAACUCUUUUGCCAGCUUGCAAAUAAAUGGAGACAGUUUGGUGGAAAGGAGCCAUAGGGGUGAGGGAGAGGAAGACCAUGAAUCACCAUCUUCUGGUAGGGUGCGAGUUAUUGACACCUCCAUAGAGGAAACAGAAUCGGAUGCUAGCAGUGAUAGUGAGGAUUUGUCUGCCCAAUUUCAGCUGCCUGUACCCUCUGCACAGCAGAGACAUCUGAAUGGAAAUCAGCCAGCCUUGGAUAGACCAAUGGCAGGUAGUGGGGUGGGAAAUACCACUGUGAGAUCUAGAAGGCCUGAUGGACAGUGCACAAUAACAGAAGUCUAAAUCUAGAGCCAUGGUUUUAAAACUCAGUCUUAUACCUGUACAUUUUGUCUGUAUUGGCAUUGCGCUCCAGCCUAGCAGUCUAUUUGAAAGUGUUUCAGCAUGAGAAGAAGGGGAAGAAAAAACCUGAUCAUCUAACAUUAAAAGCUGUCUGUUAUUAUGUCUGGAACACUGAACAUUUAAAAACCUGGGCAUGUGUUAAUGGUUUGGAAGCUGUUUAGCAACAGUUUUGUAAAAUGUCUCCCUUUAUUUUGUAGUAUAUGCCCCUCUCCAUAUUAAAACCCAUCCUCUUUUUUGGACAAAUGUAUAUUCACUGUACAACUUGGAACUGUUAUUAUUUGUUGCAUUAAGUAUCUUUACUAUCUGCAUGGAUUGAUGUAUGGAAGGAAUAUUAAAAACUGGAAAUGACCAAGAGUUUGGAUAUGUGCAAGAUGCUUAAUUUUAACAUAAAAUAGUUGUGACUCCUGAAAUUCAGAUGUUUUACUAAAGCUGAGAUGAAUCAUCCUGAAUGAAAUGUAAAAUAAUUUCUGUUGCAGAGUUUUACUUGUAAAGAAGUCAUGGUGUCUUCAUUGGCUGUCUAGUCCCUGUAGCUUGUUUGCGUCUUUCUUGUGUCUUGUUUUUGUUACAAAAUUAAUAAUUUAAUAAACUACAUUUUAUCAACAAUCUUAAUUGAACCCAUGUCACACUGAAGGCACAUCAGUAUAUGCACUGCCUUUGGUUAGCAGAAGAACUAAGUGCACUGCAGAACAAAAAAACCCCCCUGCAUUUUGCUUCCAAGAUGACUAGAAUAAAUAUUGAGCAGGAAAAUAAAGAUGCUUGCACAUUAAGCUCCUACGGAAAGAAGCCUACAAUAUUUGAAGAAAGAUAAUGAUAGAAAAGGGAUAUAACAUUUAUUUGCUUCUCCUAGCUUCUAUGCGAGAGAAUGGUAGAAACCAUCAGAAAAUCAUUUUUACAUUGAAAUUAUCAGAAUUUGGUUUUUCAGUCAUGUUAUUUAAAUUAUAUUUUGUCGGGAAUGGUUUUACAUGCAUUCUGCAGUACUUUUGCAGCAUAACUAAAUUAUCUUUUUUCUUAGGUAAUGCAGCUGAGAAGUCCUAGGAUGCUAUGGGCCAUCUGACUAUAGCUUAAUCUCAAAGUAGUGGUAGUUGCUUUACUAGUGAAAUAUAUUGCAGUAUAUAUAAAAAUACGUACUUUGUAUUGAGAACCCAUCAAAUGUAGGUUGAACACAACCAGCUCUAAUAGCUGAAAAUAAAAUAAUACGGUAUUUGAA
Molecule: messenger RNA, 2458 nt
Organism: Python bivittatus (Burmese python)
Lineage: Eukaryota; Metazoa; Chordata; Lepidosauria; Squamata; Pythonidae
Source: RefSeq, a predicted model, not a curated record